UCUUGCAGCACAAUGGUUGCAAGACGGUGAGCCGAGGGUGAUUCAGCAUCGCAAUUUCUGCUUUAACCUCCUUUAUUUUAACCAUCGGUUGUUAAUUUUUUACGUCUUCACAUUCGAGUAUCUUUGCGAUACGAAGCUUUUGAAUCUCGCUCGUCGGAAUGUUUUGAACAGGACUGUCACCGGACUAGGAUUGUCGUCAACUGGCACGGAAUGGUAUUUAUGAGCCGACAUUUCUUAUAUUACUGCAGUGAACCGAUCCUGGAUGUGAAGAUUGCCUUUUGUCAGGUGUGUGUUCCUUACAGGUAAAAAAGGGAUUUGGUAAACAAGUGGAUGUGUCGUAUAUUGCCAAGCAUUACAACAUGAGCAAAAGCAAAGUGGAUAACCAGUUCUACAGUGUGGAAGUGGGAGAUUCCACCUUCACAGUCCUCAAACGGUACCAGAAUCUAAAGCCGAUUGGUUCCGGGGCUCAGGGAAUAGUUUGUGCUGGCUAUGACGCUGUCCUGGACAGAAAUGUGGCCAUCAAGAAGCUCAGCAGACCCUUUCAGAACCAGACACACGCCAAACGUGCUUACAGGGAGCUGGUUCUCAUGAAAUGUGUCAAUCACAAAAAUAUAAUCAGCUUAUUAAAUGUUUUUACACCACAGAAAUCUUUAGAGGAAUUCCAGGAUGUGUAUCUGGUCAUGGAGCUGAUGGACGCUAACCUCUGUCAGGUCAUUCAGAUGGAGCUGGAUCAUGAGCGGAUGUCCUACCUGCUGUACCAGAUGCUGUGUGGCAUCAAGCACCUGCACUCUGCAGGCAUCAUCCACAGAGACCUGAAACCCAGCAAUAUAGUGGUGAAGUCUGACUGUACCCUGAAGAUCCUGGACUUCGGUCUGGCCCGGACAGCUGGCACAAGCUUCAUGAUGACCCCCUACGUGGUGACUCGGUAUUACCGGGCCCCCGAGGUCAUCCUGGGCAUGGGCUACAAGGAGAACGUGGAUAUAUGGUCAGUGGGAUGCAUUAUGGGAGAAAUGGUCCGCCACAAAAUCCUGUUUCCAGGAAGGGACUAUAUUGACCAGUGGAACAAGGUGAUUGAGCAGCUGGGCACGCCCUCCCCAGAGUUCAUGAAGAAGCUGCAGCCCACGGUGCGUAACUACGUGGAGAACCGGCCCAAGUACGCCGGCCUGACCUUCCCCAAGCUCUUCCCCGACUGCCUGUUCCCCGCAGACUCGGAGCACAACAAGCUGAAAGCCAGCCAAGCCAGAGAUCUCUUGUCAAAGAUGCUGAUUAUUGAUCCCGCCAAGCGGAUAUCUGUGGACGAAGCCUUGCAGCACCCCUACAUCAAUGUGUGGUACGACCCAGCCGAAGUGGAGGCGGCCAGAGAUCUCGUCCAAAUAUCCAUGCCUCCGCCACAGAUCUACGACAAACAGUUGGAUGAGAGGGAACACUCUAUUGACGAGUGGAAAGAGCUAAUCUACAAAGAAGUGAUGAACUUUGAGGAGAAAACGAAAAAUGGCGUGGUGAAGGGACAGCCCUCUCCUUCAGGUGCAGCCGUGAACAGCAGCGAGAGCCUCCCUCCGUCCUCCUCCGUCAACGACAUCUCCUCCAUGUCCACCGACCAGACCCUGGCCUCCGACACCGACAGCAGCCUGGAGACUUCUGCAGGACCGCUCGGGUGUUGCAGGCAUGCUGCGGUGAAAAAGGCGCACAGCAAGCGCAGAGAUGACAAACGCUGACCUCAUUGCCAGACACACUGGAUUCCGCAGGUUACAGCGAAGCUUCUGCCACAUAUUCUCGCUCGACGACGUUUUUUUUGUUCGUAUCAUUUGUUUGUUUUAUAGAAUGGGGAAACGAUUACAGUACACAGACUACCUAAAAUCAGAAGAACAGAUGGUUUCAUAGUUGGAUUUAUUUCUUUACUUGCUUUAAGAAUAAAGUACAUUUGGCAAGUGCCUUUAAAAUAGUUCUGAUCCCAAACCGCUCGGCAUGAAUCAACAGAAAACAUCCAUAUCAGACAUCCAUAUCAUCCAGUAUGAACAGUAAACGUCAGACGGUUACUGGGUCUGUAGCUCUAGUGGACCUGGUAUCGGUACAGUCAGAGGGCCAUUGCAGUCACAUCCUGGGUCUCGUGGAGCCUGCCAGUGCAUCAGAGCCUGUUCACCUGUCAAUCAACCAUUCCCCCAUCACAUUUCAUAAUGUUGUACCUUCAUCUAUAAUCACUCUAUUAGAAUAAUUCAUACUGUUGACUUGACCUUCAAAUAACCAUUAUUUUCACGUGUAUGGUGACAGUUAUCAUCUAGAUGUAUUGCAAUUUUCAAAAUUUCAGCUAAUCAUCAUAUUCUAGGUUAGUUGUUUUGUUUUUACUUGCAUUUGUAAUUGAUUCUGGGUCAUUGUUUUAUGAGUGCUUAUUCAACUAAAAAGCGGUUACUUUCACAGGAUGAUUAUUUGUGAUUUAUUACGUUUGACUCAUUCAUAACGGUUUAUUAUGCAUUUCUGUUCUAAACAAUUCAAUUGGGGAAGACACAAAGCGUAAGGAAAUUUGACAGGCUUGCGGAAUGUUUCAGAAAUUCCUUCUUUAAGCAAUUGAUUCUGUUUAGGCUGCAAGACAUCACUGUCAUUGUACCGUUUGUAUGCCGAAAUGUUUAAUGUCAGACGAAGACUAUUGUUAUAACUUUGUAAACGUCUGCGACAUUCGUUUUGUGGUUUAAAUCACAGAGCAUUUUCAUUCUGAAUUUCCUCGAGCCCCAGGACAGUGCCAUGGCACAGAUUUAGCAAUGGAAUGUGCUCCUUAGCUUGAAGCAAUCUUUGUGAGGUCACGUCCGCUCUCCCUGGUUGUAGACAUAGUGUAGUGUUUGCUUAGAGUCGUGUGCAGUGCAAGGCCUACGCGUUCAGAGGGCAACCAGUCUGAGAACUAACAGGUCACAGGGUUUCAAUUCAUCCGCCAUUCCAUUCAUUCACGAUGAAGUUAGUGAGGAUAUGUAUCUGUCUUUGUUCCAAGCUUGCCGUUAAGAAAGAAUAUUAAAUGACCAGUGAACUUGAGCGGCAAGUCCAUCCCAGUUUCUCUGUGCAAAGUCGUUUGAUAUCGGGAACAUUAUAUUACAUUUUUAGUUUCAUCUUGUCAAGUCUGAACUCAAUUAAAUGAAUUGUAUGUGAGCCAGACUUUCUUCACAGUGGUUGGAAUGCCAAUGCAGAAAUGAACUCAAUAAAAUCUUGUCCAGCAGAUGCAGAAUUUGAAAGGAUAUGCCAUAUACCUCUAAUUUGUCUAAAUUAUAAUCAAUCAUGGGGGUUGAAUCGAAAGACAAAAGCAACUUAAUGAAUAAUUAAAAGGAAUGAUAUCCGCUAAAUGUUGUCCAUACACACCCACAUCCACACUAAUUCUGAGCUACCAGAUCUAUUUAUAAUAUAAAACAGAAAGUGUAUGAAGGUUGGCUUUUUAAUUAUUCAUUUGACGAGAAAUACUGCAACGGAUUAAUUCCACUUCUUUCUUGGAAGUCACAGCACCUCUGAUGAACAUAGCUUGUUUGACUUGAACAUAUUGCAUGAAAGCGCUCUUUUUAUUUAGCUGAGGUCAUAGAAAACAACAUGACCCAGCGUAAUUAUAAUGCCUUCAUCAGAGGAAGUUUAUGAAGCUCUGUUCUCCAUAGUUUUAAGUAAACUAGCUUGCAAUUUCUUCUGCAAAAUAGAUGCAGAUAGUGCUUAAAGAAUAUUGAACUGAGGUGCAUACCGAACACAUUCUGAACUUAAUGUAAUAUGAAUAUGUAUCGCCCAUAAGAAAAGAUUCAUAUGCCCCCACUGGCAGUUUUAGAACCUUUAUUUUUCAUGUUUCAUAUGCAUGAUUGUAUCUUACCUAACGAAUGUUUUGUGCACCUGUAAUUAUUUUAAGAGGCCACAUAAUGAGUGAUUAUUUUGAUGCAACCCUAAAAUGGUUCUAUUUUAGCUCUCUUCCUCACAGUCAUGCAUUAAACAUUAGUUCAUCGAAUGAUAGCAGUCCCUUAAAGUGUCAGCAAUGGCGUUUAACACGUAUGUUAUAAUCUGAAGUGGGAUGACAGCUUUCAUAUCACAGACUUAAGAAACCAUGGUGAGAAACAAACUGGUGUUUUUUAAUAAUAAGUUUCCGGAAUGUCGUAACUGGUCUCUAGUGGCAUGAGUGAGACCAAAUCCAUGAAACACCAUUAGUUUCAUUAUUAAAGAGGUGCACCUUUCUACAGAGUUAUCCACUUCCUCAUCCAAGUAACGUGCAUUCAGGUCAUUGGUACUGUAUUGUGUUGGUUCUGUAGAAUAUGAGAAAGCUGUUUGGACUAAGCUCGGAGGAGGUCUAUUAAACAGUAUAUAGUGUAAAAAUUGGGUAAAAACCAUAGAACUGCUCAGGUAGAUGUUUCCGAUUCAUAUUCAUCUGUCUAGUUUUACAGUUCACAGUUUAAGCAAACCAACUCUCUGGACUUGUGAUCCGAUUAACUUCAAAGAGGAUAACCAAGCCAUUGCUAUUGCAUGGAAAAUAGCUGCAGCCUAACUGUAGAUAGUAUUUUCAUAAUUCAGACACGGUAUAGUCAUAAGGGUAAUAUCGACAAAACAUUUCAUUGAUACCUUUUGAACACUUUGGCUCAAGUUUGUCACAUGGUCAGUGUGUUCACAGAACGCACAGGUUCCCUCAGACGUAGCAGAAAGCUGCCAGGCCUAUCAGUGCAGGGACUGGGAGAGAUUUAAAAAGGAUUCAGAUUGUUUUCGUGCCGAUCAUUCAAACUUGCCAUCAUUGAUCUGCAUUGGAAAAAAUAGCCUCUACUUCAAAUCAAACAAGGGUCUGUGACAGAGUUUGAUGUGUUGUACAUUUUAUACAGGACAUUUUUAACCAGUAGAACCCAUGUGGCUUUGGGCCGGCAUGCAAGAUUUAUUCUGCAAUAGAACUUUAUGGACAUUUAAGUUGCUCAACAGCAGAACCACAGUCAUACAGGGAUGGUUAGAAAUGCAGUAGCUAUAAAGGUUUUUUAAAACUUUUCUAAGAAUCAUAGCCUGUCAGUGAAACAAACAUGUUCCCUUAACCAUUUUUUUCGGAACAUCAAUUACGGUGCUGUGGGGGUAUUUUCUACAGUCUUUAUUCUCUCCACAGAAAUGUACUGCAGACUCGUCAUAUCUGCUGUGGAGACCAUAUGAAUAUAAAUCAGCAUUCUUAACUGACAUCCUGAGAAGCUAAAUUUGAUUUGUGGGGCACAGGAAGCAGGUAGCUUAAGGUAAUCAUUUGUAAACCCAUUGCUGUAUUACAUUACUUCAUUUUAGUUUUGUCUGUUGUUUUUAGUGCGCGCCGAGGGGCACACAGCCAGAUCUGGUAUGCUCUAUUGAUUUGAGGGAGUCCAUUUUAGAAUAUUCUCUGGGGUUAACAUGUUAUUUCAUCUCGGUGUGUGAUUGGCUAAAAUAGGACGAGUCCAGCUAUGUCAGCUGGGUUAGAAAAGUGCAUCAUUUUCACUUUCAAACUAGAUUUAGAAGCAUACAGUAUAUAUUUUCCAAGUCGCAGAUGAAAAUAAAAUGGGUAAAACAGGAAGCCUUAUUUUAAUCAUAAAUCACUGUCUGCCUUGUGUUCUUUCCUUGUCUGUGAAUAAAUUGCAGUCAAUUGUAAUUUCAUUAUUGAUAAACAUCACAAGUGCAGUAGGCAUACAUUUUUGAGACAAGCAAUUCAAACAAUAAUACUUAAGAAAGGCUUUCCUUUGCUUAAUACUGGCUUACAACAUUGCUGUUGUACUGUCAAAGGAGCAUCUUUCUCAAUCAUAUCUGCCCAUACAGACAAUAUCACCUUAGACAUCCUUGCCAAACAUUUGAUUAAUUGUGAAGGAGGCCAUUCAACACACAACAUACCAGCAGUGCAAGAAAUGUAUCUCGCUGUCUAUCUCUCUCUCUAUCCCUCUCUCUCUCGCUCCCCCCCCUCUCUCUCUC
Messenger RNA from Conger conger (European conger), 5901 nucleotides. RefSeq names its product mitogen-activated protein kinase 10 (gene mapk10). NCBI's taxonomy places the organism in Eukaryota, Metazoa, Chordata, Actinopteri, Anguilliformes, Congridae. The coding region runs from base 360 to 1715 and encodes 451 amino acids. The transcript has 15 exons. Gene Ontology annotation, biological process: JNK cascade; protein phosphorylation. Gene Ontology annotation, cellular component: cytoplasm; nucleus. The record is from RefSeq and is a predicted model, not a curated record. Gene Ontology annotation, molecular function: ATP binding; JUN kinase activity.